CAAGCUUCGGAUUCGAUUGAUUAAUUUUAAUUUCUUCUUUGUGCCAUGGAACACUCACAUGUUUCAAUUCAGGCUUUAGUUAAAGAGAUGAAAGAAGAGAUGUUUAAGGAUUACAUCGAUCCUUACUCAUUCGUUUCACCUUCUGCUUACGACACUGCCUGGCUAGCCAUGAUUCCUGCAGAUUCCAACCACCAGUCAUGUUCAGCACCCAUGUUCAAGGAUUGCUUAGAUUGGGUGCUCAAUAACCAGACAGAAGAAGGGUACUGGGGAGAGUGUGACGCUCAUGGAAAUCCUACCAUCGAGUCGCUUCCUGCUACUCUGGCCUGUUUAAUCGCACUCAAAAAGUGGAAUGUUGGGAUAGAACAUGCAGAGAGAGGAUUGGCAUUUAUUCAAGCAAACGUGGAAAAACUCCAAAAAAGAAAUCAUAAUCGGUUUCCUCGUUGGUUUACUAUUGUUUUCCCUGGAAUGAUUGAAUUUGCGCGUAAAGUUGGCCUACAAAUCGACUUUUCAAACCAAUUAAAGGGAUUAUUGAUGGACAUAUUAUUUGAACGACAAGAAAUUUUAAAAAUCGAGGAACUUACUGACGGUCCAUAUCCACCUUUACUAUCAUACCUGGAAGCGUUGCCUUCACUUUAUGCCAUUAAUGAAGAAGACAUAACCAUGCACUUAAGUGAUGACGGCUCGUUAUUCCAAUCUCCUUCUGCAACAGCACGUGCAUUCAUGGCUACCGGGAACAAGGAGUGUUUAGCUUACCUACAAUCUUUAGUUCGAAGAUGUGGCAAUGGAGUUCCACCAACCUAUCCAAUGGAUGAAGAGCUAAUAAAACUUGGCCUGGCCAAUCAACUACAAAGGUCGGGGUUGGCUGAACAUUUCACUCAGCAGAUUGAAGACAUUUUGACCCAAGUUUACCGGAAUUACAACAACCAGGAAUCGUUGGCACAGCCAAGCAAUAGUACUUCAAUCGCAACCCAGCUGCACAAAGACUCUUUGGCUUUUAGGCUACUGCGAAUGCAUGGUUAUAACAUAUCGCCUUGGAGCUUCUGUUGGUUCUUGAAUAAUCAAGAGGUUCUAGAUCAUAUAGGAAAAAACUAUGAAUAUUUCUCAAGCGUAAUGCUUAAUGUUUACAGAGCCACAGAUCUUAUGUUUCCCGGAGAGUAUGAGCUUGAGGAAGCAAGAUCAUUUUCUAGGAAAGUACUAGAGAAAGUUGCAUCAAAAGGAAAUAAAGACGAUGACCACUUCACAAAAUCCUUAAACCUUCAAAAAAUGAUCGAGCACGAGCUGAGUCUACCAUGGAUCGCUCGACUGGACCACUUGGAACACAGGUCGUGGAUUGAAGAGAAUGAUAUGAAUGCUUUGUGGCCAGGAAAAACCUCCUUCCAUAGGUUUUCAAGCCUUAUGAAUGAGAAGUUAGUGCAACUUGCUGUGAGGGAUUAUGAGUUUCGACAGUCAAUUUACAAGAAUGAAAUGGCUGAAUUGAAAAGUUGGUGCCUGAAAUGGGGUCUUACUGAUAUGGGAUUUGGCCGGGAGAAAACUAUGUAUUGCUACUUUGCCAUCUCUGCCAGCCUUUCACUGCCUUAUGACUCCGCUAUACGAAUGAUGGUUGCAAAAAGUGCUAUACUUAUUACGGUUGCAGAUGAUUUUUUCGACAUGGAAGGUUCUCUAAAUGAGUUGAACAUCCUCACUGACGCAGUUAAAAGAUGGGACGGCAACGGAUUAAGGGGCCAUGGUAAAACCAUAUUUGAUGCCCUUGAUGAUCUUGUGAGAGAAACAGCAGGAGAACAUCUCCAACAGCGGGGAACUGAUAUAACAAGUUACCUACAACAAAUAUGGCAUGAAACAUUUGCUUCAUGGCUUGUGGAAGCAAAAUGGAGCAAAAGUGGAUACUUGCCAUCACUGGAUGAGUACCUUGGAACUGGCAUGACAUCCAUUGCUGCACAUACCAUGGUUCUUCCAGCUUCAUGCCUCUUGAAAUCAAGCUUACCGAAUUCCAAAAUCAAACCUGCAGCUGAAUACGAGACUGUAACCAAACUGGUCAUGCUUAUACCUCGCUUAUUGAAUGACAUACAAAGCUACCAGAAGGAAAUAGAAGACGGGAAAAUGAACUUUGUAUUACUUUACAUGAAAGAAAACCCCGAAGCUGACAUUAAUAAUUCAAUUGCCUUUGUGAGAGACUUGCUUGACAAAAAGAGGAAAGAGUUGCUCAAACACGUUCUGACGGAUGGAUUGAGUGAUUUGCCUGAAGCAUCUAGGCAUCUUCACUUAUCAUGCAUGAAAGUAUUUCAGAUGUUCUUCAACUCCAGCAAUAGAUAUGAUUCCAACACUGAGAUGCUUCAAGACAUCCAGAAGGCAAUCUACAUUCCACCAGAUAUUGGAAUAUCGAAGCCAUUGAUGCCUCUUCCUUCUGUCUCUGGACCGAUGAAGGAAUUUCGAACAAUAACUUCUCACUUUGUUCAGCCUGUCAAAUACCACAGCAAGAGAAUCAUAGGAUACCAAGCUUCUUUGCCCAUUACAAGGCGUGGAUAUGCUAGUGUGUUUAUCACUCCAAACUUUAGAAUGUCAUUCGCCUAAUAAUUGGUCAAUCUGCCUUUUGCACAUUGAACUGCUAUAUGUACAAUAAUC
Theobroma umbraticum is the source of this 2619-nucleotide messenger RNA. It is a transcript of the gene TPS04, whose product is annotated as terpene synthase 04. Lineage: Eukaryota; Viridiplantae; Streptophyta; Magnoliopsida; Malvales; Malvaceae. The record is from RefSeq and is a predicted model, not a curated record. Gene Ontology annotation, molecular function: magnesium ion binding; terpene synthase activity. Gene Ontology annotation, biological process: diterpenoid biosynthetic process.